Molecule: messenger RNA, 1422 nt
Organism: Fusarium sp. VM40
Lineage: Eukaryota; Fungi; Ascomycota; Sordariomycetes; Hypocreales; Nectriaceae
Source: the annotation of a GenBank genome assembly
AUGCUAAAAGCAUGCCACAAACGAUGCGCCGAACGGACUCUUGUUGUUUUGGAGAAGAAUGGAGGCAUCUUUAUCAAACUCGGUCAACACUUGAGUGCCAUGAACUACCUCCUACCGUCUGAAUGGACGAACACAUUUAUACCGCUGCAGGACAAGUGCCCAGUAUCUUCGUUCGAGUCGAUAGAGGACAUGUUCCGCAAGGACACAGGAGAGGAGCUUUGGGAUUACUUCUCCGAUUUCGCCCCUGAACCAAUUGGCGCCGCCUCUCUUGCCCAGGUGCAUCUGGCGUCUAUCAAAGGUUCUGAUCAAAAGGUUGCCGUCAAGGUGCAGCAUCCAGAGCUACAGAGCUGGUCGCCCCUGGAUCUCGCGCUUACCCGGUACACGUUUUCCACACUCAAGAGAUUCUUUCCCGAAUAUGACCUCGAAUGGCUCUCGUCAGAGAUGGACGUUUCUCUUCCCAAAGAAUUGGAUUUCCAGGAGGAAGCUAGCAAUGCUUGCCGCAUGAAAGAGCACUUUGCAAAGAUCCCGCAGUUGCCCCUGGUUAUCCCCGAAGUCAUCUGGGCUAAGAAGAGAAUCAUUGUUAUGGCGUGCGAAGCCGGGAGCCGGCUUGAUGACAUUGAGUACUUGGACAAGAACGGGAUCGACCGCGACGAGGUAUCAGCCACAUUAGCUCGCAUCUUCAACGAAAUGAUUUUUGGUGACGGCGCACCGUUGCACUGCGAUCCUCAUGGCGGAAACAUUGCCAUUCGCAAGAACACUACCCGUCGCGGUCUCGGGCGUGGCCCCAAUUUCGAUGUCAUUUUGUACGACCAUGGACUUUACCGGGAUAUUGAGCUUCCCCUGCGAAGAUCAUACGCCAAGAUGUGGCUUGCAGUGAUCGAUGGCGACAUGGACCGUAUGAAGAAGUAUGCCCAUGAAGUUGCUGGCAUCGAGGAUAAGGACUUCCCCCUUUUCGCUUCAGCAAUUACUGGUCGAGACUACAGCAUCGUUAGCAAGUCUGGAUCUAUUCUCGAGACAAGAACAGCCGAUGAGCAAAAGACAAUGAGCGGUGCUUUACAGGAGGGUCUCAUUGUCGAUCUCGUUCAGCUCCUUAGCCGUGUCCCUCCCAUUAUCCUCCUUAUUCUCAAGACAAACGAUCUCACCCGCAGCUUGGACGAGAAUCUCCAAACGCGGCAGGGUCCCAUCCGUUCUUUCAUGAUUCUAGCGCGGUACUGCACAAAGACUGUGUUCCAUGAAAAGCUCGAGCAAAUCAGCCAAAACGGAUCACUCUUUUGGCCCCCCAACGCCGUGAGACUAUUUGCGGCGUGGGUUGGCUUCAUGCGCGUGGAGAUCAAGUUGGAGGCGUUCGAAAUGUGGCUAUCCACCAAGAGAAUGUUGGGUCUGGGUGAUGUACAAUUUUCGGGGGCGGCGUUCCAAAAGUGA